Haemorhous mexicanus (house finch) is the source of this 3198-nucleotide messenger RNA. It is a transcript of the gene DNAJC11, whose product is annotated as DnaJ heat shock protein family (Hsp40) member C11. Lineage: Eukaryota; Metazoa; Chordata; Aves; Passeriformes; Fringillidae. Gene Ontology annotation, biological process: cristae formation. The coding region runs from base 64 to 1743 and encodes 559 amino acids. The transcript is spliced from 16 exons. The record is from RefSeq and is a predicted model, not a curated record.
GGUCGGACCGCCGGGCCGCCGGGGGGCGCCGCAGCGCGCGGCGCGGGGUGAGAGGUCGGGACGAUGGCGGCGGCCUUGGGCGAGGAGGCGCCGGACAACGAGGACUACUACGGGCUGCUGAACGUGCGCCGUGAGGCCUCCCAGGAGGAGCUGAAGGCGGCGUACCGCCGGCUGUGCAUGCUCUACCACCCCGACAAGCACCGCGACCCCGAGCUCAAAAGCCAGGCUGAGCGCCUCUUCAACCUUGUCCACCAAGCCUAUGAAGUGCUUAGUGAUCCACAGACCAGAGCCAUCUAUGACAUAUAUGGGAGGAGAGGACUGGAGAUGGAAGGCUGGGAGGUUGUGGAACGAAAGAGAACUGCAGCUGAAAUCAGGGAGGAAUUUGAGCGUUUGCAGAGAGAGAGGGAAGAGAGGAGACUGCAGCAGCGAACUAAUCCAAAGGGAACAAUUAGUGUGGGAAUAGAUGCCACUGACCUGUUUGAUCGCUAUGACGAGGAGUAUGAAGAUGUGCCUGGGAGCAGCUUUCCCCAGAUUGAAAUAAACAAAAUGCACAUAUCCCAGUCCAUCGAGGCACCCCUGACUUCCACAGAUACAGCAAUACUGUCUGGAAACCUUUCCACCCAGAAUGGGAAUGGAGGGGGAUCAAUUAAUCUUGCACUGAGACGAGUGACAUCUGCCAAGGGCUGGGGAGAGUUGGAGUUUGGAGCUGGAGACCUUCAUGGACCUCUCUUCGGGCUGAAGAUAUUUCGUAAUCUUACACCAAGAUGUUUCAUCACCACGAACUGUGCCCUGCAGUUCUCAUCUCGUGGGGUCCGCCCCGGCCUCACCACGGUCCUGGCCCGCAACCUGGACAAGAACACCAUGGGCUACCUGCAGUGGAGGUGGGGCAUCCAGUCAGCCAUGAACACCAGCAUUGUCCGGGACACCAAAACCAGCCACCUCACCCUGGCAAUGCAGCUGGGAAUCCCCCAUUCUUUCAUGAUGGUCAGUUACCAGCAUAAGUUUCAGGAUGAAGAUCAAACACGAGUGAAAGGUUCUCUCAAGGUGGGUUUCUUUGGGACCAUAGUGGAGUAUGGAGCAGAGAGGAAGAUCUCCAGACACAGUGUUUUAGGAGCCACUGUCAGCGUUGGUGUUCCUCAAGGAGUGUCCUUGAAAAUCAAGCUGAAUAGGGCCAGCCAGACCUACUUCUUCCCUGUCCAUCUAACAGAUCAGCUGCUUCCCAGCGCUGUGUUCUAUGCCACCGUGGGACCUCUCGUUAUCUACUUUGCCAUGCACAGGCUGGUCAUCAAACCCUACCUCAGGGCACAGAAGGAGAGAGAGCUGGAGAAGCAGCGGGAGAGCACAGCCAGUGACAUCCUACAGAAGAAGCAGGAGGCUGAAGCAGCAGUCCGGUUAAUGCAGGAGUCAGUCCGAAGGAUAAUUGAAGCAGAGGAAGCCAGAAUGGGUCUGAUUGUAGUGAAUGCCUGGUAUGGGAAGUUUGUUAACGACAACAGCAGGAAGAAUGAGAAGGUGAAGGUUAUAGAUGUGACUGUGCCUCUGCAGUGCUUGGUGAAGGAUUCUAAACUCAUCCUUACAGAGGCCUCCAAGGCUGGGCUGCCAGGCUUCUAUGACCCCUGUGUGGGUGAGGAGAAGAGUUUGAAAGUGCUUUAUCAGUUCCGAGGAGUUCUGCACCAAGUGAUGUCAGCUGACAAUGAGGCCCUUAGGAUACCAAAGCAAUCUCACAGGAUCGACGCCGAUGGCUAAUCCGGGAACGCGCGUCUCCCACGGUACCUGGGUCAACAGAAACUGCAAAAGCUCCCCCGGACGCUGCGAGUUUGAACAGAGACACUUUUAUUUUUACUGUCUGUAUAGCAGGCGGUGUCCUGCCGGUUCUGUUAGGGACAAAAGGACAGACCCUGCUGCUCCAGGCGGCUCCCAGGCAAUAUCUGAGUUGUGGCUCGGUACCCAAUAAAGCAGCGUGACUCUGAGUGCACAGUGCUUUCUGCCAGGGGCUGAGGGGCCUCCUGCUCCCAGCUGGCCACAGCCCCUUCCUGCACUCACCCUUCUCUCCUGGCACUCAGCAGGGAUGAAGACCUGUUGUUCUUACUUCUCCACGUACUUCCUGGGGUAGGUAACACACCUUCUUCCUUCUCAUGAGGGGAAUUUCAUUCUCUGGCCACCUCCUGGAAGUCCCCUGUGCAAAUACUUUUGGAAAGAGGUCAGUGAUUGUUUCAGUCUCAAAUCUGUGUUUGAAAUGCACUUGUUAAGAAAAGUAUGUGCUUAAGUAUGAAUGAAUUUGCCUUUUGAAGUAAUAUGGAUCUCUUCAGCACCAAUCUCUCCAGAUGCUCAUUUCCAACACUGCUCUUCCAGACAAGGACACGGUGUAUCAUAGUUUUAUUAAUUCUUCUGCUACCCACAACCAUGUAUUGUCAAGGAUUUCCACAAAAAAGGAAAGCAAGUGAAGGAGAAGGACAGCAAUUUCAUUUGAUUCUGAUGCUGCAACUAUCUCUUCACAUCUAUUUAUUCCUAGCAAAAAUAAAUGUAGUUCAUAAAGUAAACCAUACCAAAGUGAGGAGAGAGGCCAAAUGGGUAAAGAGCUGAAAAUGUAACACUCAUCUGCUCUUUCUGAAAAGCAGCAGUUAUGGCAUAAAUCCAUUGGUUUUAUCUUGCCUAGAAGCCCUGCCAGGGAUUUCCAGCAGAAGGGCAGUCCUGGGCUGGUGAUACAGCAGCUGGAAACAGCACCUUGUACAAUCUGCUACACUCUGGGUACAUCAGGACAUCUGAGGCUUUUUCAGAGAGACAAGGAAUUGUGGUGGCUUUUCCUUGAUCAUAGUUUUGCUCUGGCUAAGUCCAGACCAGCCUUCAUUGCUCAUGGGUGAGAGCAGAGGGGAAAAUAACCCAUGUCUUGGCAGUGCAGAGUUGCUUUUGACAACUCCUGCCAUAACUCCUUUCCUGACAUGGACCUGGCCCCUGUUCUGUGCAGCUGUGGUUCUCUGUGCUCAGGUCACUGCACCAAGAGAAUGAGAUUUCCAAAAGAAAUGCUUUCCCCUGUAAAAAACAAGUUCAUAUUAUAUGAAGGGGUGUUCAUUUGUUUGUAUUAAAACCAAAACUUCUCAGUUGUGACCAGUUCCUGCUGCAGGGCUUUAUUUCACUUAUGGCCAACGUUCUGUCAUCUCAAAGUAAAUGUAAAAUGUGCAAUAAAUUAUAUUCAGCUGAAAA